Molecule: messenger RNA, 1395 nt
Organism: Galeopterus variegatus (Sunda flying lemur)
Lineage: Eukaryota; Metazoa; Chordata; Mammalia; Dermoptera; Cynocephalidae
Gene: B3GLCT
Product: beta 1,3-galactosyltransferase-like
Exons: 14
Cellular component (GO): membrane
Molecular function (GO): acetylglucosaminyltransferase activity
Source: RefSeq, a predicted model, not a curated record
AUGCGCUGUGCAUCCUGCAGCUUAAGGCCCCCUCCGGAGGACCUGGAAUUAAACUUGGAAAGUUCCGGAGUGGGGGCGCGGGGGGGCGCGGGGAGCCGCUGGAGGCCAGAGCAGCGCUGGGUGAAACAUUUUCUAACUUUUGCUUUGGUUGCUGAAGAUAGAAAGAAAGAGGUCAAGCAGUAUCAGGAUUUGGGGAAAAGUGGUGUAUCCAGGAAAAAUGACAUAGACUUAAAAAGAAUUGUAUUUGUCAUCCAGAGUCAAAGUAAUUCUUUUCAUGCAAAGAGAGCAGAGCAAUUAAAAAACAUCAUCUUAAAGCAGGCUGCAGAUCUUACACAGGAACUCCCCAGAGUCCUUCUCCUUCAUCAGCUGGCCAAGCAGGAAGGUGCAUGGACCAUACUUCCAUUGUUACCACACUUUUCUGUAACAUAUAGCAGAAAUUCAUCAUGGAUUUUCUUCUGUGAAGAAGAGACAAGAAUACAGAUCCCAAAACUUAUAGAAACACUCAGAAGAUAUGACCCAUCUAAGGAAUGGUUUUUAGGAAAAGCAUUACAUGAUGAAGAAUCUACAAUAAUUCACCAUUAUGCCUUUUCUGAAAAUCCUACGGUUUUUAAAUAUCCAGACUUUGCUGCUGGCUGGGCCCUUAGUAUUCCACUUGUAAACAAGCUUACCAAGAGGUUAAAGAGUGAAUCCCUGAAAUCCGACUUUACAAUAGAUUUAAAACAUGAGAUUGCCCUCUACAUCUGGGACAAGGGCGGAGGACCUCCCCUUACCCCAGUGCCUGAGUUUUGUGCAGACAGGACAGACUCCUACUGUGCUACCACAUUCCAUUCUUUUCUACCUCUUUGUGGAAAGCCAGUGAAGAAGGAAGAUGUUUUUGUUGCAGUAAAAACAUGCAAGAAAUUUCAUGGUGACCGAAUACCCAUCGUAAAGCAGACCUGGGAGGGACAGGCAAGUCUCAUUGAGUACUACAGUGACUACGCAGAAAGUUCAAUCCCCACUGUGGAUUUGGGAAUUCCUAAUACAGACAGAGGUCAUUGUGGAAAGACGUUCGCCAUUUUGGAAAGAUUUUUGAAUCAUAGCCAUGGCAAAGUAACAUGGUUAGUCAUUGUAGAUGAUGAUACAUUAAUAAGUAUCUCCAGGCUGCAGCACUUGCUGAGCUGUUAUGACCCCAGCGAGCCGGUGUUUCUGGGAGAGCGCUACGGCUACGGCCUGGCCACUGGCGGCUACAGCUACAUCACAGGAGGAGGAGGGAUGGUCUUUAGCAGAGAAGCCAUCAAAAGACUUCUCACCAGUAAAUGUCGAUGCUACAGCAACGAUGCCCCCGACGACAUGGUCCUGGGAAUGUGCUUCAAUGGGUUGGAUGUCCCUGUGACACACAGCCCUCUCUUCCAUCAG